CCAAACAAUAUUGAAUCGAUUUGCGGGUGGUUAUGGUAGUGAUGAAGUGAAACCAGAAUAUAAAGUAAAAUAAUGAAUGGAAUUUAUUCGACAUUUAAAAUGUGGAAUUUUUAAUGAUUGUGAAUGAUAUUUAAUUUACAAAAUAGGUGUUUUAUCCAUAUUUAGAAGAAGGGUGGGAGGGCGUACUGGAAAAGUGAUUAUCACCGGAAUGAGAACCAAAAGAACAUAAUGAGAAAAUAAAUUUAAAGUUAAAUAUAUGACAACCUAACAAGAACAACAAAUAAGAACUCAACUCAUUCAAAGAAUAAUACAAAAAUAUAAUGAAGAAUAAGUAAAGGCACUAUCCGCUAACCUGUCUUUUCGGUUUGUAUUGUGUACAAAAAAUCAAGAACUCACGAAAUUGGAACACUAAAAAGCAUUAAAAAAACAAAAAUACACACUACAAACAAACAUACACUUCAUACCGUCGAAUACAGGUUUGUAUGGAAAAAAAGGGGAAAAAGCAAACGACUAUAGUAACAACAAUAACAUUAAUAACAACCUCGGGUUUAUUGGUACCCCUCAUAAUUAAGCCACCUUUGGCAGAGCUGACAAAAAGUUAACAAAGAAAGUUGGAAAGGUUUCGGACUAAUAUUCGUUUUUUCCAAUCGUUUUGCACGGAAUCAUCAAAAACAGGUGACCGAACGUAGUCAGGGCUUUUUCAUUUCAUUUGCUAAGCAAAAUGGACUUCAUGCAAAAUAUAACAAAAGGUCUGCAAGAAUUUCUGUCCUCUUAUAUCGAUUUGGAUUAUUCGCUGUGGGUGUAUCGUUUAUUGACCCCUCUGAUAGCAACAUUCCUUUUGCCGCUUGUAUUUGUGGCCCUUAUCUAUAUAUCUUUUUUGGUCUUAUUCAUUUACAAGUUACAUAGAGAAGUGAUACUCAGGUCCGUGCGAACAGAUCGUAAAUUUUGGGAAGUUGGCCGAAAGAUCGUUGCUGCCAUCUGGGAUGCCCAUGCUCGGAUUUAUCAUGGCUAUGAGGUUAUUGGCAUGGAAAAUAUUCCACCAGAGGGUGCUGGCCUUAUUGUCUACUACCAUGGAGCCAUACCCAUCGACAUGUAUUAUUUGAAUUCUCGUAUGUUGCUACAAAAGGAUCGUUUGAUUUAUACCAUAGGUGAUCGUUUUCUCUUCAAACUACCCGGCUGGGGUACCAUAUCGGAGGCAUUUCACAUUAGUCCCGGCACAGUACAGUCAUGUGUUAAUAUUCUAAAGGAUGGUAAUCUUCUGGCCAUAUCCCCUGGCGGUGUGUACGAAGCUCAAUUCGGUGAUAAUUAUUAUGAGUUGUUGUGGCGAAAUCGUGUGGGUUUUGCCAAAGUGGCCUUAGAGGCGCAAGCUCCCAUCAUACCCUGUUUUACACAGAAUCUGCGAGAGGGCUUUCGUCAAGUGGGAAUUUUUCGAAAGUUUUUCAUGAAACUCUAUAAUACAAUAAGAAUACCAGUGUAUCCCAUAUAUGGGGGAUUCCCGGUCAAAUUUCGCACUUAUCUGGGCAAACCAAUAGAAUAUGAUGCCUCCCUGACGCCGGAGCAGUUGCAAGUGAAGGUGGCUCAAGCUUUGGAGGUAUUAAUCAACAAACAUCAACGCUUGCCCGGCAGUAUAUUACAUGCGCUUAUGGAUCGUUUUCCUCCAUUCAGAAGCAAAAACGAUUAGGAUUGCUAUGUAGAAAUUAAAUAGUUUUAAUUAAAAAAAAAUCUCAACUGUGUUAAUUUUUUUGAAAUACAUUUUUGUUUUCUUUUUUCUGUUCCUUUCUCGCUAAAUACUAAAAAAAUGUUUCCCUUAUUAUUUUAUAAAUAAUUUAAAAGACUAA
Molecule: messenger RNA, 1838 nt
Organism: Stomoxys calcitrans (stable fly)
Lineage: Eukaryota; Metazoa; Arthropoda; Insecta; Diptera; Muscidae
Product: monoacylglycerol/Diacylglycerol O-acyltransferase
Exons: 4
Coding region: 722-1681 (319 amino acids)
Cellular component (GO): membrane
Molecular function (GO): acyltransferase activity
Source: RefSeq, a predicted model, not a curated record